Messenger RNA from Alternaria ventricosa, 1089 nucleotides. RefSeq lists its product as uncharacterized. The record is from RefSeq and is a predicted model, not a curated record. Gene Ontology annotation, biological process: lipid storage. The transcript has 2 exons. The coding region runs from base 1 to 1089 and encodes 362 amino acids. Gene Ontology annotation, cellular component: lipid droplet. Gene Ontology annotation, molecular function: lipase activity. Lineage: Eukaryota; Fungi; Ascomycota; Dothideomycetes; Pleosporales; Pleosporaceae.
AUGUCUUCGACAGCCCCCGCCUCACAAAUCCACCUCCGCACCCCCCCAGAGCCCGGAAAGAAACCCGCAUCCCGCACCUACCUCAUCUACUUCGUAACCGGCAACCCAGGCCUCGUAGAAUACUACCGCACCUUCCUCACCCACCUCUACGGGCUACUAACCCACAACACGGCCUCAGACCGCAGCAUAGAAUUCCAAGUCUACGGCCGCAGUCUCUCUGGCUUCGAAAUGAACGACGCCGAGAUCAAGACGAUGAAAUGGCGGAAACAGCCGCCGUAUGGGUUGCAGGACCAGAUUAGGCAUUCGGAGGAUGAGCUUGCGGAACUUGUGGAGGAGGUUAAGGAGAGUGGUGGGAGAGAUGCUAGGGUGGUGCUGGUGGGGCAUAGUGUGGGGAGUUAUAUUUGUUUGGAGAUUAUUAGGAGGCUGAGGGCGCAUGGGAUGGUGGGCGAGGAUUUUGAGACGAGGGUUGUUGGGGCGGUGGGGCUGUUUCCGACGGUGGUGGAUAUUGCGAGGAGUGAGAGUGGGAUGAAGGCUUCUCCCUUCCUGAAGAACUCAAACUUCGCGACCUUUGCAGCUCUCUUUGUCAACUUUCUUACCAUGUUCCUACCCAUUUCCAUCUUGACAACCCUAAUCGCAAAGUUCAUGGACUUCCCUACCGACGCCGCGCAAACCACCGCCGCCUUCGUCAAGUCGCCCCACGGCAUCCACGAAGCACUCCACAUGGCCCGCGACGAGAUGUUCCAAAUUGACACCGACAUCUGGGACGAGGAGAUAUGGGGUGCCGCCGCUUCAGAGCCCGCAACUAAGCAUCCGCACCCGCGGCCCAUCCUGCGCUUCUUGUUCGCACGCAAAGACCAUUGGGUUGCGGAUGCGACGAGGGAUGCGCUCAUUCACACUCGUGGAAGGUUUAGCCGUGGGGAUGGGGUUGAGGAGGUCGAGGGGCAGGGUGAGAAUUGGAAACCCGUUAUGGAGAUUGAUGAGAGGGAGGGCUGGCCGCAUGGGUUUUGUAUUCGCCACGGAGUGCCGGUGGCGGAGAAGGUGGCGGGGUAUGUUCGGGCGAUUGUGGCGCAGGAUAUGGCGAGGAAGUAG